This is a messenger RNA of Geodia barretti, 1771 nucleotides long. The record is from the annotation of a GenBank genome assembly. Lineage: Eukaryota; Metazoa; Porifera; Demospongiae; Tetractinellida; Geodiidae.
AGUGCACAUCAGAGUUUAACCUUUUGCCUCCGUUGCGAAGGGGGAAAAUGGCGACUUGCGGGAACGCUUUCCUGCGGAUCAGAUACCGUCUUGCAGGACAAGUUCUGAGAUAUGUGGACAGGGGAACUGUAAACUGUGGACAAGCUCGUCACGUGAGCUCUGAGAUGGAGAGAGGUGCAGGAGGGAGGUCUUCGUUCAGUGGAGUUGUGGCAACCGUCUUUGGUUCCACUGGUUUUGUUGGGAGAUACGUUGUCAACAGACUCGGUAAGAAGUGGGUGUGUCCAGUGGGCGUGGCUCUCUUUCAUACUUACAUGUGUGGGGAAGGACAGGCUGAAUUCUGUGUGUGCAGGUCGCGUGGGGUCACAGAUUGUUGUUCCUCUGAGGGGAGAUGAACAUGAUUACCGCCAUCUGAGGCCAAUGGGAGACCUGGGCCAGAUCACUCCUCUGGAAUAUCAUUUGAAAGAUGUCGAAUCGGUCAAGAAGGCAGUUCGACACUCUAACGUCGUCGUCAAUCUUGUCGGGAGAGACUACGAGACCUGGAACUUUAAGUACAGAGAGGUGCACGAGGAGGGAGCAAGGGUGAUUGCCGAGGCCUGCAGGGAGGCAGGGGUCCAGAGACUGAUCCAUUUCUCUGCCCUCAAUGCUGACCCACACUCUCCCUCAUCCUUCCUUCAAUCUAAGGCAAGAGGUGAAGAGCUGGUGAAGGAAGCGUUUCCGACGGCAACCAUUGUGCGUCCGGCAGACAUAUAUGGUCACGAGGACAGGUUCCUGAGUUUCUACGCCAGUCUGCGUGGGUUUCCCUUUCACCUGAUCCCUGUUCUUGACAGAGGGAACCUCACACAUAAACUGCCUGUCUACGUAGGAGAUGUGGCCCAGGGAGUCGUGAAUAUCAUCUCAGAUCAAACAACCGCUUCAAAAACUUUUGAGUUUGUCGGUCCCCACUCAUUUGUCCUGAGGGAUCUAGUUCGCUAUAUCUACCACGUCAUGUACCGCCAGUGUGUCCUGGUCAGCCCUCCUCGCUGGGCCUACAGACUGGUCGCCAGAACUCUGGAACUGUCUCCCUUUGUCCCUCACAUGACGAGAGACAUACUCACCAGGCUCCACCUCUCUAACAAGGCAACGCCCGGAGUCCCUCGUCUGGAAGAUGUGGGCGUGUCUCCAUUGGCUCUCGAGGAUAAAGCUCUCCCCAUUCUCCGGAGGUACCGUGAUUUCCUCCAUUUUGACCGAUCACUUGACGAACUGGAGGCUCCCAACAAGUCCUAGUCAACCUAACACUCCACCCUUCCGUGUGUUAAACAGAUAUUGUCAUAGUCCAGUUGAAAAAACAGUCUAUAUAUAACUCUGAGAUUGGUGGGUGUGGAGUGUGUGUGGAGUGUGUGUGUGCUAUGUGUGAGGGUGUGUGGGGAGUGAGUCUGGUGAUGAAGGGAGAGGGGUGCCAUCGAAGGGGAUGGGAGGGGGGUAAGUGGUGAUUGUGGAGGGCUCUGAGGCGUUGAAAGCUCUGCGGAUCUGCUGCGGGUCCUUCCCUUGUAUCAUGUCUGCCACAGCCUUGCACAGAAUGUCCAGUAGUCCUUUUAUAUCUAGGUAAUUGGCGGCCAGUAGAAGGUCGUAGACGUCUUCUCUGUUUUUUGCCACAAAUUCUCGUUCCCACUGAGUGAGGGUGUGGCUGGGUGGAGGCAGCAGCUGCGCUCUUGACCUCUGCGGGACCCUCGGCUAGAGACACACACAGAGACAGGGAGAGACUCCUUGAAAUACAGCAAAACCUCUGAAAAAA